Molecule: messenger RNA, 3185 nt
Organism: [Candida] anglica
Lineage: Eukaryota; Fungi; Ascomycota; Pichiomycetes; Serinales; Debaryomycetaceae
Source: the annotation of a GenBank genome assembly
CAAGUUGAUUUGCAACGAAAAGCAAUGAGAGAUUAUUGAGUAGUAUAGAAGUAGAGUAAAACAAUAUGAAGCAACGUAUUAGUGGAUUGGACCUUCAAAUCCUUACGGCUGAACUUGAAAAGAAUAUUCUUAACCAUAGAUUACUGAAUAUCUACAAUGUGGCCACUUCAAAUAGACAAUAUUUGCUUAAAUUUGCCAUUCCAGACUCUAAGAAAGUUGUUGUGGUAGAUGUGGGAAACAAAGUCCAUCUCACAGACUUUGAAAGACCAACAUUACCACAACCAUCUAAUUUUGUUACCAAGCUACGCAAACAUUUAAAAACCAGAAGAGUAUCUAGAGUGACACAAUUGGGUGUCGAUAGAGUUUUAGUGUUGGAAUUUAGUGAUGGAAUGUUUUAUUUGGUAUUAGAAUUCUUUAGUGCUGGAAAUGUUUUAUUGUUGGAUCAUGACUUCAAAAUCCUUGCCUUGCAACGUAUGGUUCAAGAUAAAGGUGAUAAUGAUCGUUAUGCCGUUAAUGAAAUUUACAAAGCAUUGGAAGAUGGUGAAGAUGGUGAAGACUGGAGAGAAAAGAAAGAGCAGAUAGCCAAAACUUAUACUGGAGAAGAAGUGAAGAGUUGGAUAGAUGAAGAAAGAAAAAAGGUUGAGAAGCGUAACGAACAAGCUGGUCAAGAAGUAUCUCAAAAGAAGAGAAAGAACAAAGUUUAUUCCAUUCAUAAAUUAUUAUUUGUCAAUGCUAGUCAUUUAUCUGGAGAAUUGAUCUUAAGGAGAUUGAAUGAGGAUGGAAUUGAAAGUGGAAAGGGCUGUUUAGAAGUCAAUGAAGAUGAACAGUACGAAAAAAUCGCCAAAAGUUUACUGAGAGCAGAAGAAGAUUAUUUGAAGGUUUUAGGGGGUGAAAAUGGUGAAUAUUCUGGUUGGAUUGUAGGCAAGAAAUUAAAUAAGGAAAAGAUUCCAGGACAAGUCGAGGAAGAAGAGGAAGAAGAUACAUAUAUGUAUGAUGAAUUCCAUCCAUUUAAACCAUUUAAGGAAAAUGUUGAGAAUAUUCAAUUCACUCCAGUUAAAGGGUACAACAAAACUUUGGAUGCUUUUUUCUCCACCAUCGAAUCUUCCAAGUACGCUCUUAGAAUUGAACAACAGAAGCAACAGGCCAACAAGAGACUUAAUCAUGCACGAGAUGAGAGAGACAGACAGAUUCAAGCAUUGGUAGAUCAGCAAACCAGUAAUGAGAAGAAAGGGGAAAUGAUCAUUUAUCAUGCCGACAAGGUUGAAGAAUGUAAAGAAUCAGUUCAAAAAUUAGUUGAUCAACAAAUGGAUUGGACCAACAUUGAAAGUUUAAUUGGAUUGGAACAAAAGAGGGGGAACAAAAUUGCUAAGAUGAUUAGGUUGCCCUUGAACUUGAAGGAAAAUAAAAUAAAUGUAUUACUUGAAGAAUAUUCUGAGGAAGAAAAUGAAGCUGAUACAAAGGGUGAGAAUGAGAGUGAUUCGGACUCUGACAGCGAUAGUGAAUCUGAAAGUGACUCUGAUUCUGAUUCUGAUUCUGAUAGUGAUUCCGAUUCUGAUUCUGAUUCUGAGAGUGAGAGUGAGUCUUCAAAGUUGAAAUCAAAGAAGGCGAAAUCUAAAAAAUCACAGGCAAAGACUCCUGCUUUCGUUUCUGUAUGGAUUGAUCUUUCACUUUCUCCAUAUGCUAAUGCCAGUGUUUAUUUUGACGCCAAGAAGACAGCAUCAACUAAGCAGGCAAAGGUUGAGAAAAGUGCCACGAUGGCAUUGAAAAAUGCUGAACGUAAAAUCACACAAGAUCUUAAUAAGAAUCUUAAGGGCGAAACCGAUGUGUUGAGACAUAUUCGUCCUAAAUUCUGGUUUGAGAAAUUCCAUUGGUUUGUAUCUAGUGAUGGAUACUUAUGUCUUGCUGGACGUGAUGUGUCGCAAAUUGAUAUGCUUUACUACAGACACGUUAAUGAUAAUGAUUAUUAUAUCACUUCUGAUGUGGAAGGUUCACUCAAGGUAUUUAUCAAAAAUCCAUUCAAGGGAGAGGGUAUCCCACCAAGUACUUUGAUGCAAGCUGGAAUCUUUUCCAUGAGUUCAUCAAGUGCUUGGAAUAAUAAAGUUACCACUUCAGCUUGGAUGUUACCAGCUGUCGACGUUUCAAAACGUCAUUUUGAUGGAUCAUUACUUGAAGCUGGUGCCUUCAAUUAUUUGGCCAAAAAGGAAUUCUUACCACCAUCUCAGUUGGUUAUGGGAUUUGGAUUCUUCUGGCUUGGUGAUGAGGAAACCUCCACCAAAUAUAAACAAAUUAGAGAAGAAAAGGAAAAGGUACAUGGCUUAAAGAUUGUAAUGGACAAUAAGAAGAAGGAUUUGGAAGGUUUGCAAGCAGGUACUGAGAAGUUGAAAGAGACAAGUCCAGUAGAGGAACAAGAACAAGAAGAAGAAGAAGAAGAAGAGAAAGAAACUAAAGAAACUGAAUUAACUGAACCAAUUGAAGAACUGACCUCUCCAGAGCCAGAAACUUUGGCUAUUUCUGCGGCUCCAAAGGUUAGAGGUAGAAAGGGUAAAAUGAAGAAGAUGGCCGCAAAGUAUGCUGCUCAAGAUGAAGAAGAAAAACAUCUUCGUAUGGAAGUUUUAGGAACUUUAAAGCAAGUACAUGCCAAAGAAAAAGAACUCCAAAAGAAACUCGUCGAAGAAAAGGAUUCUGAGCUCGCCAAGCGUGAACAGACUGCUCGUAGACAAGAACUGCGUAAGAAACAAGAAGAACGUGAAUUCCGUAAAUAUUUGUCUGGAGAAGCAGCUGAGGAAGAUGAAUCAAGUAUGGAAAAUUACUUGGAAAUUUUCGAUUCUUUUAUGUCCAAGCCACAACCAUCUGAUGUAUUACUCGAUGUUAUUCCUGUAUUUGCUCCAUGGGCAUCAUUAACAAAAUUGAAAUACAAAGCUAAGAUUCAACCUGGGAUGGGAAAGAAGGGUAAAUGUCUCAAUGAAAUCCUUAAUUAUUUCACCACUCGUAAGAUGGACGCUCGUGGAGAGGACAUCGACCUUGACUGGCAGAAAGAACGUGAAAUUGUUAAAGCCUGUAAGCCAAAUGAUUUGAUUGGUGUUAUUACUGUCAAUAAAGUCAAGUUGGUACUUCCAGGUGGCAGUGAAGGAGGUAAGAAACCAAAUGUUCCAACUUCCAAGAAGGGUGGUAAGAAGAAGAAAUAG